UUGGCCGGAGGCAUCAUCCUGGGAGUGGCCCUGUGGCUCCGGCAUGACUCGCAGACGACGAAUAUCCUCUACCUGCAGCUGGGGGACAAGCAGGCGCCCAACACCUUCUACGUCGGAAUCUACAUCCUGAUUGCGGUUGGAGCUGUCAUGAUGUUCGUGGGGUUCCUGGGAUGCUACGGUGCUAUUCAGGAGUCUCAGUGCCUUCUGGGAACGUUCUUCACUUGCCUGGUGAUCCUGUUUGCCUGCGAGGUUGCGGCUGGAAUUUGGGGAUUUGUCAACAAAGACCAGAUAGCCAAAGACGUGAAGCAGUUCUACGACCAAGCAUUUCAACAAGCGCUUAUGGCAGAAUCGGACGCGAACAACGCCAAGGCUGUAGUGAAGACCUUUCAUGAAACGCUGGACUGCUGUGGCCCCGAUAGCGCAAUAGGAGAUAUGACUCUCCUGUGGAAAGAAAACCUCUGCCCAAGGAAGGACAGCUUGCUGAAAAGCUUUAUUGAGAGGGAUGAAAACACCAGCUGCCAUCAGAAAAUCGAUGAGCUCUUCUCCGGGAAGCUGUAUCUGAUCGGUAUCGCUGCCAUCGUGGUCGCCGUGAUCAUGAUCUUCGAAAUGAUCCUGAGCAUGGUGCUGUGCUGUGGCAUAAGGAACAGCUCCGUCUACUGAGCCGUGAGAGCCGGGGAGGGGAAGGGGGGAGCAGGGCGGACGGCGCUAGACGGGGCCCCAAGUGCCACCAAGUGACCAGGAGACAUUUCAACAAAAGAGAAAGAAAACUAUGUAUAUAAAUACUUCCAA
Messenger RNA from Apaloderma vittatum (bar-tailed trogon), 789 nucleotides. RefSeq names its product CD81 molecule (gene CD81). The record is from RefSeq and is a predicted model, not a curated record. The annotation marks the transcript as partial. Gene Ontology annotation, cellular component: membrane. The transcript has 8 exons. NCBI's taxonomy places the organism in Eukaryota, Metazoa, Chordata, Aves, Trogoniformes, Trogonidae.